CUACUCUACUCUACAGUACAUCUACUGAACACAAAACCAUCCACCUACCAUCCAGCUACAAUGGCUCAAAGCAAAGAAGUCGUUCCUGCCUGGGAAAUCGAGUUCGUUCAGGAGCUGACCCCGGCUUCGAAGCAGAUCCCCCUGCUGUAUCACCUCUCCUACCUGUGUCUGGCUAAAUUCCCCAAACUAGAGAGGCUGCUGAGGGCGCGAGCUGUGGAGACCCAGAUUCUGUUUGGAGAAUCUGAGGGGAUCUUGUUUCAGUGUAUGGGCACCAGUAAGAACCUGGUUAAAUCACUGUUCCCCAUGCUGAUAGUCGCUGUGGAGAAAAACAAAGCCACGUUGGCUGUUAAAUACCUGAAUAAAGCAGGAACAUGGAUCAAGGAGAUCAUUGACGAGGUGCAGAAGAUGCUGGACAGCUAUAAAAAACACACCAAAGACGUGGGCACGACCACCAGCGACGUCAUCACUGAAAAAGAUGAAACGGAAAAGAAGCUGCAGCAGCUCUCCCAGGAAAUCGAGGAGAUGAAUAAAGGUAAAACCAAGCUCGAUCAGCAGCUGAAUGAAGUCGCCAAAAAGCUGGAAGAGAACGAAAAGCAGACCGAAGCUAAAAAAACUGAGCUUCUGAAUCACGUGAGAGAUGUGACUCAGAAGAGCUCUGGUAUGAGUAUCUUGGGUGUUGUGCCGUUUAUUGGGUCACUUAUUAAGUCGGUUUAUGACACGGCAACCAGCCCCGACGCCGUGACGAAGACCAAGGCUCUUGAGUUAGAACUGAACCAGCUCUUUUGUGACAAGACCUCCCUGAGGACUAAAGAGUGGACUCUUGAACUCAAGCUUAUUGACUGGCAGAUGAAUCUUUCCAAACUGAUGAUAGACCAGGGUGUAAUACCCGAACCUGUCCACCUGGGCGAGGUGCAGCAGCACUUGUCUAAAAUUCAGAACAUCCUGAUGCAGCUUAUCAGGUUCUGGGAGUGGGUCGACAAAGCGCUGAAAACAAUGAGAGACCAAACCUUCACUAAUGAGGACCUUCUUGAGGAGAACGACUCUGACUUGAAACAAAUGUUUAUAGACUCGAUCAAAUCUGCCUCACAGGUCUGGACAGAUUUCGCUGCAGGCUGCUCUGUGUGUGUGGAUCUGUUUAAGGUUCAGAACCUGAAGGCCUACGCUUUUCUGGAGCAGAACCCCUCGUCCCUCACCGAGGAGGAGUGGCAGCGACAGUACGACGCCGUGAGAGCAGAACUGGAGAACGCUAACAAACCUGCCGAGCUCAAAGCCUGCAUAACCAUACAGGAGGUGGAGAACGUUAACAAACCCGCCGAGCUCCCGGCCACAAAACCAUAGAGGAGAUGUGAACCUUCCUCCUCCUGCAACACCUACACACCUACACCUGCUACACGGCUGUGGGAGAGAAUUCUGAUCCAAUCAGAUUCAUCAAUCAAUCAAUCAAUCAAUCAAUAAAGAGAGAAACUAGAA
Molecule: messenger RNA, 1470 nt
Organism: Trichomycterus rosablanca
Lineage: Eukaryota; Metazoa; Chordata; Actinopteri; Siluriformes; Trichomycteridae
Exons: 6
Coding region: 61-1338 (425 amino acids)
Source: RefSeq, a predicted model, not a curated record